AUGCGAUUCUUCUCUACUCUCUUCACUACCCUUCCUUGCGUCGCUCUCUGCACCCUCGCUCUCAGUGUAGAUGCUAAUUCAAAGACGCCGCGUCCGAAGGUCUGCGACCCCUAUGCAAAAGGCCCCCGGCUUGCAGAACUUCAAGAAGAGGCCAUCCAAGAGUUUGCCCACCUCUGGCUGGUCAAAAAGGACAUCCAAACGGCAUGGGACAGAUGGAUCCCUGGGAAAUAUAUCCAGCAUCACCCCAAUGCGGUUGGCGACCGAGAAUGGGCCAUCGAGUUCCUGAAACAGAACUUCGCAGCACCAGGCACUUCGACGAGCAACAUCACGGUCUUUUCGGGCAAGGGAUUCGGGGUUCUUCACUACAAGUGGACCUCCCCCAACAUCACCUAUGCAAUCUCAGAUCGGUUCAGAUUUGAAGGGACCUGCAUGGUUGAGCACUGGGAUGUAAUCCAAACCAUUACCGGGAAUGAACCCAAUCCUUUGGCUUUCUUCUAA
Molecule: messenger RNA, 498 nt
Organism: Coprinopsis cinerea okayama7#130
Lineage: Eukaryota; Fungi; Basidiomycota; Agaricomycetes; Agaricales; Psathyrellaceae
Exons: 2
Coding region: 1-498 (165 amino acids)
Source: RefSeq, a predicted model, not a curated record